CUACCCUCUCCCUAUUACCAUAUACGUAGUAUAUCCGUGUGAAGUUGACAAUUUUUCUGGACUUGGUUCAUAUCCUACUCAUACAGUCAUACUAUUGUAUUAGCUAAAGGUAAUUAGUUAUGGCUUCUGCGAUGAGGUUGAAAUUGUGCAGUGAGAAAGCUUCUGCACCUGCUUCUUACAUCAGAAACUGCAUCAUCAACAAUAUGCAAGGUGGGCGCUUUUUUACUUUAGGACGGGAUUCAAGUACGAAUUCGAAGAACUACUUCACACACCCCCGCCACAGUUUCGAAUUGUCCAAGCCAGUAUGGGCUCGCCGAGAAUUCGUUGACAGAGGGUAUGAUAAUUCAAGAAAUCUUUCUCAUUUGAGGAAAAUUGACAAUUCUAGCUCUUAUGGGGAUCCACCGGAAAUUUGGCAGCCUCCCGGAGAUGGGAUUGUUGUCCGACCGGGUGUCAAGUUUGUUCAGGCGGGCGAAGUGGAAGGUUCGGGUUCAGGCACUGGUGGGGGGUUCAUGCCAGGUUCUAAAGAUGGGCGUUGGGGAGGGUCCAAUUUAGGCUCGAGUUUCCCAACACCCAAGGAAAUUUGCAAAGGGCUCGAUAAAUUUGUCAUUGGCCAGGAGAAGGCUAAGAAGGUCCUCGCUGUUGCUGUAUAUAAUCAUUAUAAGAGAAUCUACAAUGACUUUGCUGAGAAGUGGGACCCUGAAAAAAAUGUCAGUGACAUGUCGAAGGAAAAUGAAGAAGAGGUUGUAGAGCUGGAGAAGAGUAAUAUUCUUUUAAUGGGUCCAACAGGCUCAGGACAGGAAAAACUUUACUAGCCAAGACCUUGGCACGAUUGGUUAAUGUUCCCUUCGCGAUAGCAGAUGCGACUACACUUACACAGGCAAGGUAUGUUGGGGAAGACGUAGAAUCCAUUCUAUAUAAACUUCUCACGGUUGCUGACUAUAAUGUGCAAGCUGCUCAGCAGGGAAUAAUAUAUAUUGAUGAAGUUGAUAAAAUAACAAAGAGGGCUGAGAGUCUUAACAUCAGUCGAGAUGUUUCAGGGGAGGGUGUCCAGCAAGCAUUAUUAAAAAUGCUUGAAGGAACAAUUGUAAAUGUACCUGAAAAGGGAGCUCGGAAGCACCCUCGCGGUGAUAACAUCCAGAUCGACACAAAGGACAUCCUCUUUAUAUGUGGUGGUGCCUUUGUUGACUUAGAGAAGACAAUCUCAGAAAGACGUCAAGAUUCCUCCAUUGGCUUUGGGGCACCAGUACGCGCAAACAUGAGGACAGGCAGUUUAACAAGUGCUUCAGUGACCUCAUCUUUAUUGGACUCUGUUGAAAGUAGUGAUUUGAUUUCAUAUGGUUUGAUACCGGAGUUUGUUGGACGGUUUCCUAUUCUUGUUAAUUUAUCCGCUCUUACUGAGAAUCAACUUGUACAGGUUCUAACAGAGCCAAAAAAUGCACUGGGGAAGCAAUACAAAAAAAUGUUCCUAAUGAAUAAUGUAAAACUGCAUUUCACUGAAGAAGCUUUGAGAUCAAUUGCUAGAAAAGCAAUAACUAAGAAUACAGGUGCUCGUGGAUUGAGAUCCAUAUUGGAGAGUAUUUUGAUGGAUGCUAUGUAUGAGAUCCCUGAUGCUAGGACUGGUGAUGAUGUCAUUGAUGCGGUUAUAGUUGAGGAUGAGGCUGUAGGGCACGAGGGGGUUGGAUUUGGGACUAAAAUCCUUUAUGGUAAGGGAGCAUUGGAUUGCCAUCUCUCACAAAAUAAACAAAAGGAGACCAAGCUGCAGAAAAUUGUGGACAGCCCCGAUGCAGAUAUCGUAGCAGCAGAACAAGAUCUUCCAUCUAUAGUUGCUUUAUAGAUGAAUAUACACAUUUUGAGGUCUCAUCUAUGUACAUAAUCUGAUACCCAAAUGCCAAAACAUAUGCUAACUUAAUGCCCGAUUAUAUGUUGUGGUUUAGUGUUGUUUUCUCCCCUUUUAUGUGUUUUUGUUCAUUUAUAUAAAUAAGUCAUUUUUUGGGACCAAGGUUUAGAUGUUGUUGUAUAUGAUAAGUCCUCUACUGCCCUACUUUUACUCUGCUCUAUUUGUCGAAUUAGUCAAAAGAAUAUACUAUCCUAACUUCGUAAGAGGGGAACGCUCGGGUUUAGUCCUGAACUUUUUAAUGGUGUACAUAGACUACGAAUUCCA
This is a messenger RNA of Cuscuta epithymum, 2161 nucleotides long. NCBI's taxonomy places the organism in Eukaryota, Viridiplantae, Streptophyta, Magnoliopsida, Solanales, Convolvulaceae. The record is from the annotation of a GenBank genome assembly.